AACUACCAUUCUUUGCACUCCCUAUUAUUAAUAUCUAGCACAUAUGCAUCUCCAUUGCCCCCCAAAUACAUCUCCCCAUUCGCUCUCCAUAUUUCCCAGAAAUUUGUUCCCCAUGGCUGACUCUCAGCACUCUUCCUCCAAUGAGUUUAGGAACCAAACCCCUUCCAAUGACACUUUGGCCGACUCUCAAGAGGAAACAAGUGAAGAAUCAAAGCUGGAAUUCUCUGAAGAUGAGGAAACACUUAUUAUAAGGAUGUACAAUCUGGUUGGAAAAAGGUGGCCUCUAAUUGCUGGAAGGAUCCCAGGAAGAACAGCUGAGGAAAUUGAAAAGUACUGGACUUCUAGAUAUAUACUCAACAAGUGAAUGAAUGUACAACAAAUUGGUCGCUGCUUUUUCUCUGCCAAAAGCAUAUUGGGGAGCAUGGUUUAACAAAUUUAACAAUUAAUUGUGGAUUUCACCGUCUACUUUCUCUUGUUAUUAGGAUUCAAAGCCAGUGUGAUUGAUUAUUCCCCAAGUUCCUAUGUACAAUAUAUCCCUUUGUGCUUGUUUUCAUGUACAUAGAUAUUGUGCUAUGAGAAUGGUAUCAAAAUUGGAUUUUGUUUUUCCUUUA
Corylus avellana is the source of this 611-nucleotide messenger RNA. Its product is annotated as MYB-like transcription factor ETC3. Gene Ontology annotation, cellular component: nucleus. The record is from RefSeq and is a predicted model, not a curated record. Gene Ontology annotation, biological process: regulation of DNA-templated transcription; cell differentiation. Gene Ontology annotation, molecular function: transcription cis-regulatory region binding. NCBI's taxonomy places the organism in Eukaryota, Viridiplantae, Streptophyta, Magnoliopsida, Fagales, Betulaceae.